GGUAUAAUCUAUGUCUGCGCUCGUCGGCGCCAUCGUCGCUCGAGUUUUGAUUAAAAAUUUUAGUAGAUCUGUUUUUGAAGAUAAUUAUUAUAUUACAAAAACUUCAAGAUACAAAAAAAUUGGACUCAGUAAUCAUAAAUGCCUUUUGUAGGGAAGUUUAAAACAAAUUGGUGCUUAAAAACUGCCUUAAAAGUUAUCUAAUCGUGUGCCUUGUUUUUCCAAUAAAAUCUUUGCUAAUUUACAAGAUACGGUUUGAAAAUUAAAUUUAAACGAUAAAUGUGUAAAUAAACAUUAAUAAUGGUAGAAACGAACAGAGAUUUCUUCAGAGACACCUGGGUACGUUAUUUAGGUUACGCGAAUGAAGUUGGAGAAUCUUUCCGUCCUAUUGUACCAGUGAAGGUGGUCCGAGCAAGUUACGGAGUAGCAUUCGCGUAUGUUCUCGCCGAUACUGCUGACAAGAGCUGGAAAAUGAUAAGAAAAGUCGGUCGCCCUAAAAAGGUGCUGAUAGAGACCGGAGACGCUCUGUUAUGGCAAACAUUGGCCUCGGUUGUCAUACCAGGAUUCACAAUAAACAGAAUAUGCGUGCUCUCACAGCGUGUUCUAUCGAGAAACGUACCGAAAAUGCCCUUGAGCGUUCGGAAUUGGCUGACUGUGGCCCUAGGGCUGGCCUCCAUACCGGUCAUAGUGCGACCCAUAGACAAAGCGGUGACUAUCAUGAUGGACUCGACUUACAGGAAGUGGGUUCAGGCUUAGCACUCAUAGUCUCUGCUUCAGCGCUGCGUAGCUGCAAUGUGUUUUAGUGAAGACAGAGAAAAUCGAAUCACUGGUGAGAUUUCCACUGCUCAACAUAAUCCUACAGGGUUACGACCAUAUACAAAGGAGGUUGUAAGGAAGCAACCUGUAACGUAAAUUGCGAUCUAAAAUUGCAAUAAAAAGUCAAUUUUAACAACUUUUCCAUUACCCGCAAUGUAUUACAAAAUCAGUUGACCUACGACUUUUCCAUUGCACGCAAUGUAUUACAAAAUCAGCUGACCUCUGAAGACAACGUUCUCUGGCAUUAUAAAUCAAAACUAAUGCUCUCUAAAAAAUGGCAUUUUUGCAAAGGGUUUCUAUUAUAGUCGGCUAAUUUUCAAAUGUAAGAAGUCCACCGGCGGGCGUACGGAUUGAUAGCUGUCGACAGCUUUGGUAGGAUUUUAGAUGGAGAUGAGAAGACAUUUGAGCGUUUUAGAACUGGCUGUAUAUAUAGCAUUUAGAUUAGGAUAAACGAGUACAAAUUACUUUAUGUAUUUAAUAUAUAAAAAAAACAACGAAACUUAUGCUGUGUCCUAUGUAUAUAGUGCAAGGUGUGGACACAGUGGUGUUUUGGAGCGCCAGUCUCUUCAUUCCCAAUGAACCUCUUACAUUUGUACCUAUUUUACUGUGACCGUUCACUUACUAGAGGGCGUUAGGGUUACACACGGUCGCUACAUUGACUUUUUUUUCCUACCUAAUCUGAUUGCCUUGAGAGGCUAUUUCAGUGGAACCUUUACUAGUAGGUGAGCUCACGGGGCUCAAACCUGACGACGUUGCUAACACGAACCCUAACAAGAGCCGUGCUUCGCAGAAUCUACCACAGGAUCGGAAACACGACCCACUGAGAAGAUCCGGCGAGAAACUCAGUGGGCUGUGUCUGAGAGUUAAUUUACUCGUCGAGCCCUUCGUCGCAAGCGACGGGUUCGACGAGAACGGUGACUGGUGCUUGAAGUACCUAGAAGCACCGUCAGUGGAUCGGGAGGAUCCGAGAUGACGUGUUUUGGGCGACGUCGACUGCUUUCCAGUCUGUCCGCAGGAUCGGGAAUGUAGUUACCGGCGGCCACGAUGAGAGGGUUCUCGUGUCGUGUCGCUUUGUCGAAGUGGUCCCGGUAGCAAUAGGUACAGUGUACGGUAGGCAGCGGCUUGGUUCUGCCCCUGGCAUUGCUGAAAUCCAUGGGCGAUGAUAACCAGUCACCAUCAGAUGGGCCGUAUACUCGUCUGCCUACAAGGGCAAUAAAAAAAAUUUCUUAGGACACGGGCUUUUUAUGUCAGAUUACUAACGUACCCUGUUUUGGUAAACGACACAUUUGUCUUCGAUACGAUUCUGUGAGAUGUGUGCUUAGUACGAGUUUUUUAACGUUCUCGUUAGCGUAAAAGUUUACUUAAAUUUGUAUGCAGUUGGGACAGCGCCCCUAGCGGCAAACGCAGCCAAACUUUCCAACUCCAUACAAAUUCUAGUUAACUUUUACGCUAUCGAGAACGUUAAAAUACUCGCACUAACCACACAGUAUGUAUAAAGGCGAGAAUUGUUGGGCCGAGUUACUGGAAUUGGAUUAAGAAUGAAAGAAAUAAUUUGUAAAGUUGUUGGACAUACUAAAAGUAUUGCUUAAGUGUCCUUAAUCAAUGCGAAUGUGUAUCGUAUUGUUAUACAUCUGUAAUUGUUGUCUUAGGAUUUUGCUAGCCGGGCACGUUAUCAUUUUUAAUUUUUUUUACGAGUCUUAUUUAACGCUUUUACCAUUUUAUUAUUUUGUUUCCUACCUAUUCUAGUAACUUCGAGGGGUCAUAACUAGAUUCACAGAACUAGUAACUCAAACCUGACGAUGUUGGUAACACUAGCCCUAACAAGAGCAGUGUUUUCCAGAUAUUUUUUUUCCUACCUAUGCUGAUAGCCUUGAGAGAUUAUAACAGCUUCUCCUUGACGUGUAGGUGAGCUCACGGGGCUCAAGCCGAAGUGUUUCUAACACUGACCCUAGCAAGAGCAGUCCUUUGCAGAAUCUACUACCGGAUCGGAAACGCGACCCACUGAGAAGAUCCGGCGAGAAACUCAGUGGGUUGUGUCUGUGGGUUAAUUUACUCGCAGAACCCUUGACCGGUGCUUGUGGUACCUAAAAUCACCGUUAGUGGAUCGGGAGGAUCCGAAAUGACGUACUUAGGGCGACGUCGACUGUCUACCAUUCGGUUGGGAAUGAACUAUCUUCAAGAUCUAUAGCUAUCAUAUACCAUGAUAAUUGUAUCCGAAUGGCUAUUUUAAAAUGAAUAUAAUAAAGGCGAUGUUAAACAAUACGAUCACUUUUUUAUAAUAUUGUGUUUCAUAUACCCUUUAAUAUAAUCUUGUUAACGUCAUUGUGACAGCUUUCAAAAUUAUUAAGACUAUCUGUAAAAUUAACGGUACAAAAAUUUAUAACUUCGCUUCAUUAUGCUGACCAGUAUCAAGAUGAAUGAUAUUUGAUGAAAUCAAUUGAUAGUUUGUUUUGCUUAAGCGCGUUUUUUUUUAUUGCUUACAUGUGUGGACGAGCUCACAGCCCACCUGGUGUUAAGUGGUUACUGGAGCCCAUAGACAUAUACAACGUAAAUGCGCCACACACCUUGAGAUAUAAGUUCUAAGAUCUCAGUAUAGUUACAACGGCUGCCCCACCCUUCAAACCGAAACGCAUUACUGCUUCACGGCAGAAAUAGACGGUUUCUGGUCUUUAAAUUACAAACACAUUAUUAAUACUAGCAAUCUCAGCGGAGGAAUGUAAUCGCAGAGCGAUGUUUUAAUUGUCUGUGCAGCUAUGAAUUUACGUAGUAUUUCUUAAUAGACACAUCUUGAUAUAAGUUUAUGGGAUAUUGUUGAUAUAUAUAACGGAUGUAUUUCGAACGAAGCAUUUCGCAAUUUUUAUAAAAGUGACUGAACUAGUGAUCUCGAACGUCAUAGAGAGAGAGGUCGGUAGACUGAAAAAAAAAUACUUACAGACAAAUUUAUAACAAUCAUAUUUAAGAAUAAUAGGGAAGUGAUAAAAUAUUAAGGAUGAAAUUAAACAACAAAAGAAACUUUUGAGUUUCAUCGCCACGUUUUAGUAAAGUUACUUCAUCCCAAAAUAGUUCUACAUCAUUAAGAAAUGUUUUGAUUUGUGCACAAUUUCUUAAAAAGCGCCACUCUAUAUCAAUUUCCUGGAAAUCAUUGCUCUGAACAAUAUCGGGAAAAAGCCUACUCUUAAGAAGUAUCGAAGUAGUUUUGCCAAUUUUAACAUUUUUUAAUCAAUAUGUCAAGAUCAAUAAUGUCUAAAAGUGUAAAAUCGGUAGAAAAAUCGGGAGGAUUUCCAUGUAUACUCUGAAAUCAUAGAAAAAUCGUUAUAUUUCGGCAAAACAGAGCCCAUAUCGGUAGAAAUACCGAAAAAUCGGUAGGUUCGAGACCACUGGACUGAACGAAACUUUAGUAUGUGACGUCAUUUGCGGUGAAAAUAUACUUUAAAUAUGCCCAUAGAUUAUAAAGUAAAACAGAUAAAUUAUACUUAUCGUCCGUAAUUUGUUUUAAAAGGUUACAAUAAUUAAUCGAUUUUAUUUAUUAAUUGAAAUUAUUAAAGGAUCAUUGAAAGUAAAUAUUGAGUAUUUAGAUAUUGUAGGAUAUAGUAGUAGUUUACUAAACAACACAUAGGUAAUAUCUUUAUUUUUAUUUGCAAAGAAAGAGUAAGUUAUAUGAAUUUCAGUACUCAAUACAACAUAAUACUCAAAAGGGCCAAUCUCAUAAGGACUCGCAUCCAGGGCCGUAAAACACUUAAAAAAAACAUAAGAGGCAAUGGACUUGUAACCGGUAAAUUUUAUAAAUAAAAAAAUGCUACAUGUAACAUGACGGUUUCAUUAUUUUCAUUUUAUUACAUAUCUCUGGUAGUUUUCCAAUUACAGCACAAGAGCGCAUUAUGCGGCAUAAUGCUCAACUAAGCUUCAGCAUAAUUCGGCAUUGUGCGUCACUGAGUCGCAUUAUGCUCUGUAAUUGGAAAACUACCUGUAUUAGUUUAUUUAGUUAUUAGUUUAUUAGUUAGCACAAUGCCGAAUUAUGCUGUAGCUUAGUUGAGCAUUAUGCCGCAUAAUGCGCUCUUGUGCUGGAAUUGGAAAACUACCUCUGUCUCGACUUUUCGAAUACAUUGUAGGUUUCAUUAGCGCGGAAAUUAAAUCGAAAAUGUUGCAAUGUUCACAAAUCGGAAGACGGUGGAAAAUUCUUUAUUAUUAGAAAGAUUAUGCUUUAUUAGGCUGUGAUAAUUAUUUUGUAAUUUUAGUCGACUUACUCACAUUUUAAACAUGCGAAUGUGAUUAUUGACCUUUUGUUAUUGUUAUGUAUAUUAAUAAAGUGUGCACAAGUUCAAAA
This is a messenger RNA of Bombyx mori (domestic silkworm), 5137 nucleotides long. Its product is annotated as mitochondrial fission process protein 1. Gene Ontology annotation, cellular component: mitochondrion. Gene Ontology annotation, biological process: mitochondrial fission. The transcript has 4 exons. NCBI's taxonomy places the organism in Eukaryota, Metazoa, Arthropoda, Insecta, Lepidoptera, Bombycidae. Bases 298 to 753 code for a protein of 151 amino acids. The record is from RefSeq and is a predicted model, not a curated record.